GGAUGUUCAGUAGAGUGAAGACCUCUGAGGAACUUAAAAGCUUACUUGAAAUUCCUCAGUGCUACGGUCUGAAAAUGCAUCGAUAUCGCCUUCUGUUUUGCUCCUUGCUCAUCUUGGGGACAAGCUAUGCUGCAGCUGACACCACCUCUAUAACCCCUCUUCCUUCCUCUCCAUCCCAAUUCCCGACCGCAGCUUCCAUCACCUCACAAUCAUCCGCUAAAUCCACAUCAGAUCCCAAGUCUCUCCUUGCUCCUGGGCCUGACACGACGUCUCCGCCUGAUCCUUCCCUACCUCAGGAGAACCAGACCCAACCUGUGUUCUCCCCUAAGCAGACCCCAAAGGCCUGGCUGUCUCAGGAGAAGACAGGCCACGCUUCCUUCAAGCUUCCUGUUGAGAUUGAGAGACCCAAUUCUGGGGCGAGCGGAGUGGAAAUCGUGCUGAUGGAACCAAAACGCCGCGGGUCAAUGAGGGAACCCCAAGAAACAGCCAACCACGCCAUGGGGCUCUUCCUGGGGGGCUGUGGUCUGUUGCUGUGUCUUUUUAUUGGCAUCUAUUGCAUCUACAGCCGUGGGGCCAAGAAGGAGCCCUUUUCUCACCAUCGGCUGUAUGAAGAUGGAUUUGAUGAUCCCGCUCUCUUCCUGGACAACCCAAAGGAUUACGACUGGUUCUUCUACGAGACCGACGGUUACGUCUACCCCACGCCCUCCCAAAGCCCUCCCAAACCAAUUCAGACCCUUUCCGUCCCAGCUCUGAAACAGCCGGCUCCUGUUCCGGAAGUGUCACCAGGGAAGCUGGAAACUUCGGAGGCUGCACCAGAUGCGAAUUCAUCCCCAGCAAAGCUCGAAUGUCUGUCCCCUGCCAAUUUACACGCUGGGAAUUUCAUCUGAGGCUCCUAUCAUCUGAGGCUCCUAUCGUCUUCAGAAGUCUGGGGCUGUGUGCAAAUCCCUUUUCCCCACCCCAGUUUCCAGAGCAGUGCAUUUCAAGCGGUCUCAAUGAAACUCC
Messenger RNA from Sphaerodactylus townsendi, 1002 nucleotides. It is a transcript of the gene GFY, whose product is annotated as golgi associated olfactory signaling regulator. The record is from RefSeq and is a predicted model, not a curated record. The coding region runs from base 3 to 887 and encodes 294 amino acids. The transcript is spliced from 4 exons. NCBI's taxonomy places the organism in Eukaryota, Metazoa, Chordata, Lepidosauria, Squamata, Sphaerodactylidae.